AUUGAAGCCUGACUUUACUAUAUCUGUACCGUGUGAAUGCACCAACUGACGUGAGUAGUCGUUGUGCCUGAGUUUGGUGCUGCUGCAAGCCCGUUCAUUGGUGUAGCACUGGGACGAUGGCUAGACAUAAGGUUCUAAUGUUAUUAGCGCUGAUAGGACCAAUAGCUAUCCAACUAGCAGAAGGCGCGGCAAGAAGGAAAUCGCCCCCGCCUAGCGCGCCAUCUCCGCCUCCGCCAACGCGGCCGCGUGUGCCGCCGGGCUCGAAGCCAAACAUCAUUUUGCUCCUUACCGACGACCAGGAUUACGUGAUGAACUCAACGCACCCCUACUACAUGCCGAUGCUGCACAAACAUCUGCGGCUACAAGGGACGGAGCUGCCACACUUCAUCACCUCUGUGGGUAACUGCUGCCCCAGCCGCACAGUGGUCCUGACGGGGCGCCACUGCCACAACAACAACCUAACCGCCAACGACCCGCCACACGGUGGCUAUGCUGGCUUUAAGACCAAGAAGCUGGACAAGAGCUAUCUGCCGCUGUGGCUGCAGGCCGCCGGCUACCAGACCUACUGGGUGGGCAAGGCGUUGAACGGCUUCAGCACCUUCAUGGCCGACAAGUAUGGCUGCCUGCCCGGCUGGGACCACCUCAUGCCCAGUGUGGGGCCGCCCACCCAGGCCGACCUGGACGAGUUCCAGGCCGGCCUGGCCCAGCGCCCGCCCGUGUACCUCAAGUACUAUUACACCAACUGCCAGUACCACGAGCGCAAGGUCGGCCUGCCCGACGACAACCUGUUUGAGCGCGCGCACUCGCUGAUCGAGGACUCCGUGGACUCUGGCAACCCCUUCUUCCUCAAGCUGGCCGUGUCCGCCCCCCACGACGGCCCCGUGGACGGACUGCCGCGCAUCGCCGACCGGUACCUGUCGGCGUUCCCGGGCCUCAAGGUUCCCCGGGGGCCCAACUACGGCAAGCCCAUUGACGACCGCUUCGGCAUGAGCAAGCAGCGGCCGCUGUGGUGGGACAGCGCCGACUCGGACAUCCGCUACCGCGCCCGCGCGCAGUCCAUGUUGGCCAUCGAUGAGCAUCUGGACAAGCUAGUGACCAAGCUGGAGUGCCUGGGCAUCCUGAACAACACCUACAUCAUCUACACCUCGGACAACGGAUUCAAGCUGGGCCAGCACAACAUCCCACAGGAGAAGUGGACCUACUAUGAGGAGGACGUCGCGCUGCCCUUCUUCAUUCGCGGGCCCGGCGUGCCGCGCGGCGCCUACGCCAACACGGUCCAGGCCGCCAUGGUCGACGUCACCGCCACCAUCCUCAACCUCGCCGGCGCCGCGCCGCCUGCCAACGCCGACCCCGUCGACGGCGCCCCGCUGCCAUUCGACCUGCUGCGCACCCUGCACUCGCAGCCCAACAGCCCCUUCUACAGCUACAAGGGAGCCUACUGGAACGCGGCGCCCGGAACCGUGGACAUGCUGGCGCCGCCGGCGACGGACGCCGCCACCUGCGCCCGCAGCGCGCGCCCGCCGCCCAUGCCGCCGCUACCGCCGCGCCCGCCGCCGUGCAAGGGCGGCAAGUGCAAACCCAUCGACGUGGGCUCUGACGACGACGACUCCGAGAAUGCGUUGCUCAACCGUUUGGCGUCGUAUGAUGCCGAGAACGGUACCGAAUCUGGGUCUGGGUCCGGCCGCCGCAUGCUGCGAAAUGGCGCCGCCGCCGCCACUGGUACGGAGCUGGAGGGCGCGGAGGCGGAGGCGGACGAGCUGCGGCGGCAGCUGGCGGAGGCGACCAUGGUAAUGGAGCUUGAGGAGGAGGCGGAGGAGGAGAGGGAGCGGCGCGCGCUGCAGGCGGCGGGCUCGGCGGCGGGCCGCAUCUCUACGUGGUCAAACAUGGCCUUGAUUGAGCAGUGGAAGUAUGGCAACCUGUGGCGCGGCAAGGACUACCGCGUCAUUCGCGCCUGCAUGCCGCCGAACGCCACCAUCGCAGCCAGCGCCGCCGGCACCCGCCGCACUGGAAACGUGUGUUACAAGUAUGUGGUGUUUUGCAACAUUGAGCGCGCUUACGGCGCACUGCGCCUCAACCAGCUGUUCAACCUGAGCUCCGACGAGGCCGAGGUCAACGAUCUGCUGCUGAAGAAGCCCCUGCCCACCGGCACACAGCGGCUUGUUGACCGGCUGGACGCGGCGUUGACCGUGCUGAGCUACUGCUCUGGAUUCAGCUGCGCGCAGCCCUUCACCCGGAUCCACCCGGAUGGAUCUGUGGUCAACCUGGCAGAGGCCAUGGAUCCCAAGUACGACAGCCUGUACGCCGGAUUCAAGAAGCUCGACUUCUACCGCUGUGCAGAGUACUACGACCCUGCCAACGAGAUCCCGGAUUCACGCCUGGUCCCAGAGGAGUGGACACUGCCGGGCGCCGCGCCGCCGCCCCGCCCGCCCACCAGCACGUUGGACCCCUACGUCCCGUUUGUGAAGCCGCCCAAGAAGGGCGGCGGCAAGAAGGGCGGCAAGAAGGGUUUGUAAGGCCGGGAAACGGUUACGGUUACAGUAUGAUUAAAGUCCUUUCUUUUGACAUUUAAACACCGCUCCUGAAGACGGGAUGCUCUGUGCAGUGGCACGGGCAUGGUUUAAGCUCUACUCACGAGUUGACACAUCGCUCCACGAGAGUCCCGCUCUUCACACUCAUACUGUCCAAACGGCGGCCGCGUACGAUUUAUGGGAUCCAGUAACAACGAAGAUUCAACAUAGAGCGGGCGAUUCUACGAAGCGGGCUUAUGGCACCCCUGUUCCACUAUGAGUACUAUGAGUUGCUGACUACCGUAUGUGACAGAAAGGUUGUCUAGCUACGGCAUUGAACUUUCUUUCUUGUGAACGUUUGGCCAUGAUAUGGAGACGCACAGUGAAAGGGCUGGCGAUGUUGUCUGGGCCUGACCAGUUGCUGUUGACGAGUGGGCCUGGUGUUGACGAGUUUAUGUUGAACGCAGGGGAGGUUGAACGUCGGACUGUGGAGGUGUUCCGGGCGCCUGGAAUCCCUGGAUGCAGAACGAUGCAGGAUAUACAGGACAGUUGCAGCACGCAUGCCACUACAAGUCUUGCUGGGGAAGCUAUCAAUGGCGCGUGCCCGUGUAAGGGAAGUGAACAACGUGCGUGUGUGGCUCUAGUCAAGAAGACAAGAACACCGUGCAGGCUUGCAGGCAAUGCAGGCGCGGCGUGGCUCGUGCGCAUGUCCCUGCAUACCCUGGCACGGCUUGCCCGCUUUCCCCUUUCCAUGAACUUGUGUAUUGACGAGCCAUUUCAUC
Chlamydomonas reinhardtii is the source of this 3289-nucleotide messenger RNA. RefSeq lists its product as uncharacterized. Lineage: Eukaryota; Viridiplantae; Chlorophyta; Chlorophyceae; Chlamydomonadales; Chlamydomonadaceae. The record is from RefSeq and is a predicted model, not a curated record. The transcript is spliced from 15 exons. Bases 309 to 2513 code for a protein of 734 amino acids. Gene Ontology annotation, molecular function: N-acetylglucosamine-6-sulfatase activity; glycosaminoglycan binding.